GAAUUGGUAAGGAACAUCCAGUUCUAAAACAAAUCCCCUCUGCAAAACCGAACUUCAAAAUUCAAGUCCCCCGUUAAUAAAAUGUGCGAUUGCGAUGGCGAAAAAUACAACAUCUCAUACUGCGACCCGUGCUACCCGCAAUUCUGUUGCGUCCCGGUAACCACCUGUCCCAACGUCGAACGAAGGUGUCCCAUCAAACCCGUCCCGGUGCCCGUCGUUCCCGAGUCCGCCUGUCUGACGCCCCUGAUGAUCCCCUGGACCUGUUGCCAGCCCUGCCCCAUGGGCUACCUGCAAACGCCGCCGCCGAGGCCCUUCAAAUCGUGCACGCCCUGCGCCACCGUCAUACAACCGUGCCCGCCCUGUCCCCCUUGCAUGCCCUGCUGCGAUCCGCCGCCCACCUGCGGGCCCUGCCCGCCCUGCUCGAUGUGCCCGCCGAGGCCGUGUCCGCUGCCUCCUUGUGCUUGACUGAUGUGUAAAGUUUUG
Phyllotreta striolata is the source of this 483-nucleotide messenger RNA. NCBI's taxonomy places the organism in Eukaryota, Metazoa, Arthropoda, Insecta, Coleoptera, Chrysomelidae. The record is from the annotation of a GenBank genome assembly.